CCCACGUGCACGCGCACCAAGGUUCUCCUCCUCCAGUGCGUCUUGAUCUGUCAAUCUUCUGAACUACAACCAUACGUACGCUUUCUGUCCAUAUUAACCCGCAUAUUAUUGGCUUUUCUGUAUUUUAUUUUCUGUCUUCUCAUUUCCAUGGCCGCAUCAGAUGAUUUAGAGGAUUGCAUUGUGCAGAGAGCAAGAUCUCAAAGUGACCCGAGCAUCCUUACCGACAGUCUUGUCAUUUAUAAGAACAGCACAGAUGUGAUGGAUCACCAGAGAUCUCUUUAUUCUGGCUGUCUAGUGUCUGGGGUCCGCACUCCCCCCAUCCGCCGUAACAGUAAAUUGGCCAGCUUUGGCCGCAUCUUCAAGCCAUGGAAAUGGAGAAAAAAGAAAAUUGAGAAAAUAAGACAAGGAUCUACAGCAGUGGAGAGAAAAGUUGUCGCCAGGCGGAGCCAUGAUGAUGGAGUCAGGAAGGGCCUGGCAGAAGCUUGCAGGGAGUCUGGUCUCAUCUGUGGUGGGAAUACAGACAAGCCAGAAACCCCCACACAUGAGUACUCAGAUGAAGAAGAAAGAAGAGAGGUCAUGCCAUUGGCCCCGCUGGCCUGCACCAUAGAGGAUCUUGGCUCUGAUGAUGAAAAUACAUCUACAGUACAUGACACAACAGAGGGGACAGAAACAGCAGGGGAACUGAGCCAAAGUGAGGAUGAGGAGAAAGUCUCUGUGGCAGAUACCGUGAGCAGAGGGGCAAGUGCUGGGUUUCCUGAACUCAUUGAGUGCCAUGAAAAGAGAAAGGACGAGACAGCACUCAGAGAAAAGCACACACCUCCAGGCAAACCUCCUGUGAAGAUGCUUACUAGACUGGGCAGUCUGGACAGCACUCACUUAAAUCAAAUCAGGCCUGCUCCAGCUACACUGCCCAGAAACUUCACCCUCCCUAAAGAUGCCCUAAGGGGCAGGAUGUCCACCCCCAAUGGCUCCCCCCACUUGGGUGUCAUGCACCCACAGCUGCACCCUAGUUGCAUCAUAGAGGAACUCCACCGUGCACUGGCCACAAAACACCGUCAGGACAGUUUCCAUGCUAAGGAGAUCCGCAGUUCACCCAAGCGGCGUUUGGACGGACGGCUUUCCCGUACCGCCAGCACUGAGAAUGAUCAGAGUGGAGAGGGGCAAAAUAAGACAGAGGUUGAAGAAAACAAGGAAAACAUGCGUUUGGACGAGUAUUACAGUGAUCAGGAGAGCUGGAACGAAUCUGUCAUCUCUGGUACACUUCCACGCCGUAUGAGAAAAGAGCUUCUGGCAGUGAAGCUGCGUAAUAGGCCCAGUAAACAAGAACUGGAGGACAGAAACAUCUUCCCUGUGCGCAGUGACCAGGAGCGUCAGGAGAUCCGCCAACAGAUCGAAAUAAAACUUGCCAAGAGACUGAGCCAAAGACCAGCAGUCGAGGAGCUGGAGAGCCGAAACAUCCUUAAACAGAGAAAUGACCAGACAGAGCAGGAAGAAAGGAGAGAAAUCAAGCAAAGGCUGAACAGAAAGCUCAACCAGAGGCCCACCGUUGAUGAGCUGCGGGACAGAAAGAUCCUGAUCCGUUUCAGUGACUAUGUGGAAGUGGCCAAAGCGCAGGACUAUGAUAGGAGAGCAGAUAAGCCCUGGACGAGAUUAUCUGCCGCAGAUAAGGCUGCGAUACGCAAGGAGCUGAACGAGUUCAAAAGCAACGAGAUGGAAGUUCACGCAUCAAGCAAGCACCUGACCAGGUUUCACCGACCAUAGCAAGGUUUCUUCUAUGAAGAAUAUGCUAACUGUAUCUCUGUGAAGUCAAAGACCUCAGGAGGCUUCGACCAGUGCCCGGGUCUAUGGGUGAUCCAUGCAGGGCCUGAUAUUUGGGCGCAAGUGAACCUUGGAGGCUAUGUCUCUGGAGCUUCAGCCUAAAGAAGCCAAAACCCUCCAAACUCCACUCAGUCAAACUACAAGUUUGUAGAAUAUUCAACAUCUAUUCGUUUCAGGGGUAUUUUGAGGGAUGGUGAAAGACUGUUUAGAAAACACAGACUUUUCUUAAAACAUUUUUACAUGGUCGGCUUUCGAUGCCAAUUGAAGGGAUGGGUCGAGCAUGUGACCCACUCGAACCUUUUUCCCACAACAGUGUUGGUGCUGUAGUGACACCCCAAACCGUUUCUGGGCUCCUACUGAAACUUGAGUUUCUUAUCAGCUGUAUAAAUGUUAGUUUGAGAAAUACGAAUCAUGUCUUACCUUUGCAAUGACUAUUUAUUGUCUGUACAGUACAAGCUUUGGAUUUUUAUGAAUCAACAAUGUCUGUUGUCUUUUUUGAAUGAAUGAGUGAAUGUUGAACACAUUGCUUUAGCAGAAACAAAAGUGUAUGUAACUCUACUAAAUAUGCCCGUUCGGGUUUAUGCAGUGGGCCCAACAAGUAUUUGGACUUAAAAGCCACUUUUCAUGUCUGAAUGUUUUUGCAUUAUCAACAAGAUAUCAAUGUCAUUUAUUUUAAAAAUUGCAGAAAGUCACAAAACAAGCAAGACAAUUUAGAAAAAAACGUUUGUUUUAAAACAAUAAAUAUACCUUUCAAAGAAUUCAGAUACAUUGAUACACUUUUAUUUUCACUUUCCCUUUUCUUUUAUGCAUUUGGCAGAUGUCUUUAUCCAAAGCUAUUUACACUGCAUUACAAAGCAACAUUUUUUACCAUUGUGUAUUUCCUGGACCCGAACCCACAGCCUUUUGGCUGCUACUGCAAUGCUCUGCACCACUGACCUAAAGGAACACAAAAACAUAACUAGUAAAAGCUGUAGUAUCAUGU
This is a messenger RNA of Paramisgurnus dabryanus, 2800 nucleotides long. RefSeq names its product phosphatase and actin regulator 3b (gene phactr3b). Lineage: Eukaryota; Metazoa; Chordata; Actinopteri; Cypriniformes; Cobitidae. The record is from RefSeq and is a predicted model, not a curated record. Gene Ontology annotation, biological process: actin cytoskeleton organization. Gene Ontology annotation, molecular function: actin binding.